Molecule: messenger RNA, 2187 nt
Organism: Zasmidium cellare ATCC 36951
Lineage: Eukaryota; Fungi; Ascomycota; Dothideomycetes; Mycosphaerellales; Mycosphaerellaceae
Exons: 2
Coding region: 1-2187 (728 amino acids)
Biological process (GO): spindle assembly; microtubule nucleation; cytoplasmic microtubule organization
Cellular component (GO): centrosome; equatorial microtubule organizing center; spindle pole
Molecular function (GO): gamma-tubulin binding; microtubule minus-end binding
Source: RefSeq, a predicted model, not a curated record
AUGCUCCACGAAGUCCUGCUGGCCUUAUCCGGCCACCCAUCUCCCCUCUUCGCGGAGCAACCAUCCACAUCUGGAGCGCCGCCCAGCGAAGACUUCCCUCUGCUCUCUCCAUCAGAGCGGGCUCUCUUACGAUCAAUUGGCAGACUAUCUCAGCUACACCGAAGACUGAAGCGACACCUUCGAAACGUAUCUUCAAAGCAUACAUCUAUAAUUUGCAAGGCGGUAGCAGCGUCAAUCCUCCAGACGCACUUGGAUCGGUUCCAGCAACGUAUUCUCGACGUCGAGAGCAAGAUCCUGAAGCGAGAUGCAAGCCUGGUAGGAGCCUAUGAAAUUGUGCCUUUGGCUGCCGUCGUGGGGGAGUUCGAUGAUUGGCAUCGCCGCAUGGCCUGGUACUGGGAAGUGGCCUGCUUCAUGUUGACUCCCAAGGACUUCCACCGCAGCGCAACAACACCGACAUCGGAAUGCACGAGUGCUCUGUUGAUUGACAAGUUGCGAGCUGAAGCUCGGACUGGAUAUCCCGAGAUCGAAGAGGCUGCGACUGAGCUAUCGAGGGUAGCAGAGACUGCUUGGCUCAGACAAUUGUCGUCCUGGAUCAUAUACGGAAAACUUCCAUCUUUGAAAGGGCACGACUUCUUCAUCCACACCGAGAAGGACCAUACAUUCAAGAAGCAGACCAAUCUUCUACCCGACUUUGUCAACCCGGCCACUGCCUCCUCGAUCCUGUUCAUUGGAAAGUCGUUGAAUCAAGCUCAAAAUCUUCUGCGUACGAACCACGAACUCACAGCACUGUCAGAAAAGAAGGGCACCAUAGCAAGCGAUCACUUGCGGAUGCUCUCCUCGCUAUCUCUGCCCAUCAUUCCGUCUCAGCUAUCCAGGACCGUGGCCGCGAUGCGCUUGUCUCUGUCACAAAAUGUACUGCAGCAUCUUCUGCCGAUGAAGGUGACCUUGAAGAAUCUCUCCUGCUUGAGGCAGUAUCUGCUUCUUGCCCACGGCGAGUUCGCCGCUGGCCUUAUCACAGAGGCUGAGGCAAAGCUACAGUCUCGACAGCAAAGCAUGGGGUCACUGUUACAGCAAGAACCGGCGAAAGCUUUGCAGGGGCUGAGCAUUAAAGAUACCGAACUCAACCAAAGCUUACAGCAAGUCUGGAGGUCGUUGGCGGCAGAAGAUAAAGAAGUGGCCGACGAGCUGCUGGAACAUGCGCAGAUCCACGUCUCUCUAGCAGCUCCAAAGGCGAAUGCUUCUCGCCCAUCGACAUCUGAUGGAUCAUAUGCUUCAGCCCAAGAGAUGGCACCUACACCAUUCAACGACUUGCUCUUCCCUUCGGCCACGGAGCUCGGCAUGACAGUCACCUCGCCACUAGACCUCUUUCUUUCCUCGCACGACAUCUCGAUCUACUCAAAGAUCAGUUCUUACCUCCUUGCGAUUCGACGCGGCCAUCACAGACUUAGUGAGCUGUGGCGCCGGACGCCUGCUAGAAGAGAGCAUCCAGUCAGUCGCACCCUAGACAGGAGUCGCAAGAACAAGCGCAACACCACCACACGUAAAGUCUGGGCCACGUGCAGCGCAGCAAUCUUCCUACUUUCUGAGACGGCUGCGUUCUUCGAGGGCGAGAUUGUGAAGGGCUCAUGCGAUCACUUUCAGCAGUGGGUAGAAUCUCCAGCGCCGACAUACGACCCGGAAAAUUCAUUUAGCAGCGUCCACGAGGAUCCCGAAUCGAGAUCUCAACGAGACCCAGAGACACUGGCGUCUGGUCAUCGCACAUUCCUGGCCGCUCUGACAUAUUCAUUACUCUUGACGGAUGCUUCAUACACCAAAGAACUCCGCUCCCUCCUCGGCAACGUCGACAACCUCAUCGCCUUCUUCUCCCGCUUACUCGAAAUCCAACAAAAACUCGACCUCGAAGACCAAACCGAAGACUCGACGUCAUACACUGCCCAAGAAGAGCAGCGGAUCAGUCUCGAGCUCGAUCGGGCGAGGAAGAAGGUGGACAGCGAUCUCAAGUCUGUGGUCAAUCGUUUGAGGCAGCUGGAUCAUGAGAGGAUUGGGUCGAUGCGUUAUUUGGAUUUGAGGCCGGGGGAGAAGGGAGAUUUUGAGGUUUGGAAGGGGGGAGGUGUGGAUCGGUUGUUGAUGAAGUUGGAGUUUGGGAGUGACAGGCUUACACAACAAGACUCGCUGAUUCGUAUAUGA